Balaenoptera ricei (Rice's whale) is the source of this 6724-nucleotide messenger RNA. RefSeq names its product collagen type IV alpha 6 chain (gene COL4A6). The coding region runs from base 239 to 5350 and encodes 1703 amino acids. Gene Ontology annotation, molecular function: extracellular matrix structural constituent. The transcript has 46 exons. Lineage: Eukaryota; Metazoa; Chordata; Mammalia; Artiodactyla; Balaenopteridae. The record is from RefSeq and is a predicted model, not a curated record. Gene Ontology annotation, cellular component: collagen trimer; basement membrane.
UGGAACUAUCUUUUGAGUGCGGCAAGUUGUAGCGGGCACCGCUGACCGUGUUUCCCUUUGGGGCACCUCUUUAUCUAGAAGCUGAGUUUAGUUUCUUCAGAAAUGAGCCACUUCGCCCCCCUACCCCAUCCUCUUGAAUAAGGAAACAGCCGCCAAGCAUCAGCGGAGCCCCGACGAGCCGGGGCCGCGGAGCCGCUUAAGCAGUCUCCCGGGACCCAGCUCCGGAGGAGCCGCAAGCAUGCACCCUGGGUUGUGGCUUCUCCUGGUUACGUUGUGCCUGACCGAGGAACUGGCAGGAGCGGGAGAGAAGAAGCCCUAUGGCAAGCCAUGUGGAGGCCAAGACUGCAUUGGGGGCUGUAAGUGCUCUCCUGAGAAAGGAGCCCGAGGGCGACCAGGACCAAUUGGAAUUCAAGGUCCAGUGGGUCCUCAAGGAUUUCCUGGCCCUAGUGGUUUAUCAGGGUUGAAAGGAGAAAGGGGCUCCCCAGGACCUCUGGGACCGUAUGGACCAAAAGGAGAUAAGGGUCCCAUGGGAGUUCCUGGCUUUCUUGGCAUCAAUGGGAUUCCGGGCCACCCUGGACAGCCAGGGCCCAGAGGCCCACCUGGCCUGGAUGGCUGUAAUGGAACUCAAGGAGCUGUUGGAUUUCCAGGCCCCGAUGGCUAUCCCGGGCUUCUCGGACCACCCGGGCUUCCUGGUCAGAAAGGCUCUAAAGGUGAACCUAUCCUUGCCCAAGGUAGUUUCAAAGGAAUGAAGGGGGAGCCUGGGCUGCCCGGACUGGUUGGAAUCACUGGCCCACAAGGAGCACCCGGAUCUCCAGGAGCUGUGGGACCCAUAGGACCACCAGGAUUGCAAGGUCCUCCAGGCCCCCCUGGUUUCCCUGGUCCUGAUGGGAAUAUGGGGUUAGGUUUCCAAGGAGAGAAAGGAGUCAAGGGGGAUGUUGGCCUGCCUGGCCCUGCAGGACCCCCACCAUCUACUGGGGAACUGGAAUUCAUGGGAUUUCCCAAAGGGAAGAAAGGAUCCAAGGGUGAACCAGGGCUUCAGGGCUUCCCAGGAAUAAGUGGUCCUCCAGGUCUCCCGGGAUUUGGAAUUGCUGGAGAAAAAGGAGAAAAGGGAAUCCCUGGUUUGCCGGGACCUAGGGGUCCCGUGGGUUUAGAAGGAGUCCAAGGCCCUCCAGGGAGUCAGGGCAAGAAGGGGUCUUCAGGUUUCCCCGGACUUAAUGGAUUCCCAGGAAUUAAGGGUGAAAAGGGUGACAUUGGCCUGCCAGGCCCAGAUGUUUUCAUCGAUACAGAUGGUGCUGUGAUCUCAGGUUAUCCUGGAGACCCCGGUAUGCCAGGCCUCCCAGGCCUUAAAGGAGAUGAAGGCAUCCAGGGCCUGCCUGGCCCUCCUGGUGCUCCUGGAUUACCAGCUUUACCAGGUGGCCCCGGUGCUCUAGGGCUCCAGGGAGUUCCAGGCCUGAGGGGAGACCAAGGAAACCCCGGCCGCACCACAAUUGGGGCAGCUGGCCUCCCUGGCAGAGAUGGUUUGCCAGGCCUACCAGGCCCACCCGGUCCAGCAUUUGAGACGGGAACUCUACAGAGCACAGAGCCAGGGUUGCCUGGUCUCCGAGGAGAACGAGGUCCAAAAGGAAACCCAGGCCUCAAAGGAAUCAAAGGGGACUCAGGUUUUUGUGCUUGUGACGGUGGUGUCCCAAACAUUGGACCACCUGGGGAGCCAGGCCUGCCUGGGCCACCAGGUCUCCUGGGCCUUCCGGGCCUGAAAGGAACGAGAGGAGAUCCAGGCUCUGGGGGUGCACAGGGCCCAUCAGGGGAUCCAGGUGUAUUUGGGCCUCGAGGUCUGGCAGGCCCCAGAGGAAAGAAAGGGGAAGCGACUCUCAGUACGGGAUCAGGGUUGCCAGGAGAUCAGGGUGAUCCUGGUCCCCAGGGGCUCCCUGGUGAGACAGGAGCCCCAGGCAAGGACGGAGUACCAGGUUUACCAGGCCUGCCAGGCUUUCAGGGUGAUGGUGGACAGGGCUUCCCAGGUGAAAAGGGGUUACCAGGACUUCCUGGUGAAAAAGGCCGCACUGGUCCAAUUGGCCCCCCAGGAAUUGGGCUACCAGGAUCUUCUGGACCUCGUGGGCUUCCUGGAGAUAAAGGAGUAGAUGGAUUCCCAGGGCAACCAGGCCCCCCCGGGAUUCCAGGUGACUGCUGCUGCAGGGAGAAGGUUGGGCAAGGAGACUUAGACACAGAGGGAGGUAUCACCUUGCCUUGUAUUAUUCCUGGGCCAUACGGUCCAUCAGGAUUCCCAGGAGCUCCCGGAUUCCCAGGCCCUAACGGGGCCCGUGGCCUCCCUGGAACUCCAGGCCAGCCUGGAUUGCGUGGAAAUAAAGGAGAGCCCGGAAGUCCAGGAUUGGUUCACCUCCCUGAAUUGCCAGGAUUUCCUGGACCUCGUGGAGAGAAGGGCUUGCCUGGGUUUCCUGGGCUCCCUGGAAAAGAUGGCUUGCCUGGGAAAGUUGGCAGUCCCGGCUUACCAGGUCCCAAGGGAGCCCCUGGUGACAUCAUUGGUGCUGAAAACGGUGCUCCUGGGGAGCAAGGCCUGCAGGGACUGCCAGGGGGCAGAGGAUUUCCUGGAGACUCUGGCCUUACAGGACCCAAGGGUUUGCUUGGGAAGUCGGGCCUGCUCGGCCCCAAAGGUGAGCGGGGCAGCCCUGGAAUACCAGGCCGCGCAGGACAGCUAGGCCCCCGGGGGUCUGGUGGUCUAUUCGGCAUCAAGGGCAAACCCGGCCUCCCAGGAGCACCAGGCUUUCCAGGCACUUCAGGACAUCCUGGAAAGAAAGGUCCGAGAGGCGAUAUAGGUCCCCCUGCAGCAGCUGGAAAGAGAGGCCUGCCUGGGCUGAAAGGCCUUCCGGGAUCUCCAGGGCUAAUGGGCUUCCUGGGGAACUCCGGCUUGCCAGGGGCCACUGGACUGCCAGGCCUGCCAGGUCCGAAGGGUGAGAAGGGGUCUGUUGGACUGAUAGGUUUUCCAGGGAUUCCAGGUCUCCCUGGUAUUCCUGGUGCAAGUGGAUUAAAGGGAAUUCCUGGGUCGGCGGGAAGAGUCGGACCAUCUGGACAGGCUGGUAGCCCUGGUGUAAAAGGAGACAGAGGCGACCCGGGGCCAGUCGGAGUACCCAGCCCCAGACUUCCAGUGCUGAACCUCCACUUCACAGGAGACAAAGGCUCUCAGGGCUCAGCUGGAUCCAUCGGAUUUCCUGGGCCCAGAGGUGACAAAGGAGAGGCUGGCCGCCCCGGGCCACCAGGCUUGCCUGGAGCUCCUGGCUUCCCCAGCCUCAUCAAGGGACUUAGUGGGAGACCAGGCACCCCUGGCUCCACAGGACUGCGGGGCUUACCCGGCCUGAAGGGGUCCCCUGGAAUCACAGGUUUCCCAGGAAUACCAGGGGAAAGUGGUUCACAGGGUCUCAAUGGAGCUCCCGGGCUCCCAGGAGCAUCUGGUCUCCCAGGUUUAAAAGGAGAUCAAGGCCAGACACUUGGAAUUUCUGGUAGCCCAGGACCGAAGGGACAACCUGGGGAGCCUGGUUUCAAAGGUGUGAAAGGAAAAGAUGGACCAGUUGGUGAUGUGGGUUUCCCAGGAAACAAAGGUGAAGAUGGGAAAGUUGGUAUUUCUGGAGAUGUUGGCCUUCCUGCCUCCCUAGGACUCCCCGGGGUUGCAGGCAUGAGAGGAAAUCCAGGGCUUCCAGGUUCUUCAGGCCACCCAGGGGCAGCUGGGCCCCUGGGACCCCCUGGCCUAAUAGGAACCAAAGGUUUCCCUGGACUUCCUGGUUUACAUGGGCUGAAUGGGCUGCCAGGAACCAAGGGAACCCAUGGAACUCCAGGACCUAGUAUAACCGGUGUGCCUGGGCCAGCUGGCCUGCCUGGUCCCAAAGGAGAAAAAGGUUCUCUAGGAAUUGGCAUCGGAGCUCCAGGAAAGCCAGGCGUGAGAGGACCAAAAGGUAGCCGAGGUUUCCCAGGUCUCCAGGGCCCCGCUGGUCUCCCUGGUGCCCCAGGCCUCUCCUUGCCCUCAGUCAUAGCAGGACAGCCUGGCGACGCUGGGCGACCAGGCCUAGAUGGAGAACGAGGCCGCCCAGGCCCCCCGGGGCCCCCAGGCCCCCCUGGGCCAUCCUCGGAUCAAGGCGACCCGGGAGACCCUGGCUUCCCUGGAGUUCCUGGCCCUCAAGGGCCCAAGGGAGACCAAGGAAUUCCAGGUUUCUCUGGCCUCCCUGGAGAGCUAGGACUGAAAGGCAUGAGAGGUGAGCCUGGCUUCAUGGGGACUCCAGGCAAAGUUGGGCCACCUGGAGACCCAGGACUUCCCGGGUUGAAGGGGAAGGCAGGGCCAAGAGGCUUAUCCGGCCCCCGAGGCGCUCCUGGACAAACACCAAUUGCAGAAGACAUCCAGGCUCCUCCUGGACCCAUGGGUCUAACAGGCAUCGAUGGCAUCCCUGGCCUCAUGGGGGACCCUGGGAUCCAAGGCCCUGGAGGCCUACAAGGCUUCAAAGGUUUACCUGGCAUCCCCGGCAAAGAUGGCCCCAAUGGACUCCCUGGCCCACCUGGGGCUCUUGGUGACCCUGGUCUCCCUGGACUGCAAGGCCCUCCAGGAUUUGAAGGAGCUCCAGGGAACCCGGGCCCCUUCGGGAGGGCUGGAGUGCCUGGGCAGAGCGUGAGAGUGGGCUACACCUUGGUGAAGCACAGCCAGUCGGAACAGGUGCCCCUGUGCCCCGUCGGGAUGAGCCAGCUGUGGGUGGGUUAUAGCCUGCUGUUCGUGGAGGGGCAGGAGAAAGCCCACAACCAGGACCUGGGGUUUGCUGGCUCCUGCCUGCCCCGCUUCAGCACCAUGCCCUUCAUCUACUGCAACAUCAACGAAGUGUGCCACUAUGCCCGGCGCAACGAUAAAUCCUACUGGCUCUCCACCACCGCGCCCAUCCCCAUGAUGCCCGUCGGCCAGACGCAGAUUCCCCAGUACAUCAGCCGCUGCUCUGUGUGUGAGGCGCCCUCACAAGCCAUUGCUGUGCACAGCCAGGACAUCACCAUCCCGCAGUGCCCCCUGGGCUGGCGCAGCCUCUGGAUUGGGUACUCCUUCCUCAUGCACACGGCCGCCGGCGCUGAGGGCGGGGGCCAGUCCCUGGUCUCCCCUGGCUCCUGCCUAGAGGAUUUCCGAGCCACUCCUUUCAUCGAGUGCAGUGGUGCCCGGGGCACCUGCCACUACUUUGCCAACAAGUACAGCUUCUGGCUGACGACGGUGGAAGAGAGGCAGCAGUUUGGGGAGGAGCCCGUAUCUGAGACGCUGAAAGCCGGGCAGCUCCACACCCGGGUCAGCCGCUGCCAGGUGUGUAUGAAAAGCGUGUAGGGUGGCACCUGCCACUCUGCCCCUUGCCCUCCCCUGCCCCACACAACGGUCACCUCACAAACCUGAACGGUCUGAAGAAGGAAGGCCAAGCCCUUCUGCCCAUCUGUCAAGUUGUCCAUUGGAGUCUCGCUUGGGCUGGACCGCUGGACGCUGAUCACCUCCACCCUCAGGCCCCACGGUGAGCCCACCCUGCUGGGAGCUGCUGUCCCAUUUCGGUGCUACAGUUUGGUUUGGAUGUUUGUGUGACUCUUCGUGGCUACCUCAGAAAGACCUGCUGGGCCACCACUUUCUUAGAAUGCUAGCUUUCCUCACUCUCUUGAUCAGAAAGCUCUUCGUGAUAGCUAAGGAGUCAUUUCAUUAUGUCCAGAGGUCACCGCACAUCACUUGGCUUAAACCAGAACCCAGUGUUUCCACGUGAAAAAAAUUUCUCUGGCUCAACAUUAUGGAUGGCUCAAGCCUGCACAGGGCAAGCUCUCAACUCUUCCCGGAGACCCACUGUGUCUAGGCAGGCAGCAGAGCUGGAAUGAGGUGCCAGCCAGUGUCCCGGGGUGCGCUCUGACUGCUUCGAGAGUGAGCACGACUGGGCCCCAGAUUGCUUAGGGACGCUGGAAGACCAGCAGCCGAGAGGUGCUCAUUAACGUCACAUGGUCGUAGACAAAUCACUUCCUCCUUGCCGGCUCCCUCCCCAGCCACAGGCAGCAGACUUGGCCUGGUUCAGAGUAGAGCAGAGGAUGCACCCAAUGUGGUCAGACCCAUAAAGGGAAAUGAGAACCGCAGCCCUUUCUCCCGGGCCGGGGGGGAGAGGGGAGGAUGGGUAAGGAGGUGUGAGUUUUGCUUUUGACUCCAGGAACAAAAAGGAAAAUCCCUUGUCCCAAUUUCUCAGAAGCCCCUGUUUAUUCCAAAUGCCAUUCAGAUGUGUGCAGUGUGGCAAGUCGACACUGCAGUGUUGGUUCCUUUGCAUUUUGAGGCUGUGAGAGACUUUCCACUAAAAUGUCCAUCCAAUUGCUGUUUCACAGGUAGCCUGUUAAACCAUUUUGAUAUGUUUUUAAAGCCUCAUAAAAAUCUAGCACAGUCCUCUCUUUAGCAGUUAGCAGACCCAAAGCAAGCCUGAGUAGACUGUAAAGUAUAUUCUGUUUAGGGGGAUUUGUUUUAACCAUUUCCUUUAAUUAUCAGUUUCCCAGAACACUUAGCUAUGUUGACAUGAGGCAAUUCCUUCCAGGUGAUUCUGUUUCCUUAAAUAUUAUGUAAACUGUGCCAACACAGACAAAGCAUAAUCAGUAUAACCUGAACUAUUGUUACCUUCACCUCCUCAGUAAUAAGCAUGGUGUCAGCUUUGUACAUUGCAAAUAAAAGGAAUCCAAUAUGAACAUUUGA